AUGAAGUGUGUUACGCUUCUCUAUGCGUGUGGUCUCUUGGCUACGGUCACAGCUGAGUUCGACGGUAACCUCAACUACGCCAGUCCGUCUCGUCGUCAUGCUCGACUGGGUAUCGAUGUUCCUCUUGUCAAGCGUCGAUCUUUGAAGCGUGGCAACACACCUUACGAUGCAUCCCAGCUCAACUUCACUCAUGGUGUGGCUUCUGGAGACCCCUGGCCUGAGAGUGUCAUUCUCUGGACUCGAAUUGCUCCUUCAGCUCAGUCUGAUAAGAGCAACAAGGUUGUCAACGGCACCGCAGGACUGUAUAGCCAUGAGACUGAGAAGUACAUCAAAGCUGAUGCUCAUCCGAUCUGCGUGGAGUGGAGUGUGUUUGUUUCUGAGAACACCUCUGGUGAUGGGAAAACAGUGGCCAAUGGAAAGGCUUAUACUACUUCAGACAUUGACUACACUGUCAAGGUCGAGGCAAAAGGCUUGAAACCUCUUACUACUUAUAAUUAUCAGUUCACAGUCUGUGACUCUGACACUAAGAGCCCCAUUGGUCGUACCAAGACAGCCCCUACCGCAGACGACGAUGUUUCGGAUCUGAGCUUCGCCGUGUUCUCUUGCAGCAACUACCCCAAUGGUUACUUCAAUGCAUACGGCAACGCUGCCAGAAAGGAUGAGCAUGACUACGUUAUCCAUCUUGGAGACUACAUCUACGAGUAUGGAGCAGAUGGUGAACGCACCAGUCAGCCUCGUAAUGAGAUCUUUACGCUCCAUGACUACCGAACUCGCCAUGGACAGUACCGCACCGAUUCUGAUCUACAGCUGCUUUCUCAGAAGUUUGCUUGGGUUCCAACUUGGGAUGACCAUGAGUUUGCCAACAACGGCUACAGAGAUGGAUUUUCAGGUCUUAACAACACUGAAGACUCUUUCCUCAAUAUUGGCCCCAAAGUUAGCGUCGAUACUCGCAAGGUCAAUGCUGUUCGAGCUUACUUCGAAUGGAUGCCUAUCCGUCAAACUGACUUGGACGAUGGUCUGCGAGUCUGGAGAUCCUUCCAGAUGGGCAAGCUUCUUGACCUGAUCAUCCUUGACACAAGGAACUACGACCGCAGCAUCACAACCCUCAACUGGAACGACGACUACAUCGACAUGAUCCGAGAUGACCCCAGCCGUACUCUCAUGGGAAGUCGUCAAGAGAAUUGGUUCUACCGGUCCCUUAGUAAGUCUAAGGACCGAGGUGCCGCUUGGCGAAUUAUUGGCAACCAAAUCAUCUUCUCGCGUAUCACUGAGGAUUGGGGUAAUGGCGAAAUUCUCCCUGGUGACAACUGGAGUAAGGGUUAUGUGGCGAACCGAAACCGAACUCUGGAGCAUCUUUACACCAACGACAUCGGAAACAACGUAUUUCUCGCUGGAGAUAGCCAUCAGAACUGGGUUUCGGAUCUUGUUUGGCUCGGUACCAAGGAAUACGACAACAAGACUGGUGCUGGAAGUAUCGGAGUAGAGUUUGCCGGAACAGCUGUUAGUUCAAACGGUGUCAACGGACCUAUCGAACCUACAGCUGGUAAGGCUGCUCGUGCUAGAAUCCAGAAGAACCCCGAGUUGCAAUGGCAGGAGGGUUAUUAUCGUGGAUAUUUCAUCCUGGAUGUCAAUUCUAAGAAGGUUUCGUCUCGGUUCUAUGGCUCACCCUCGGUUUCUUCUCGCAACUCCUGGGAUAUCCCCUUGGCCAAUUUCACUGUCGUCUCUGGUGAGAACCACUUGCAGAGACCCGUUGCUGGCGGUCGUGCCGAGUCUGGUGCACUUCGUUAUGGAGAGGUUAAGCACACAAAUCUCACGCUUGACACUCAGACUGGCGAAUGGAAGGAAAUUGGAUUUGAGACUAUGUAUGUUAAACACGAAGACUAG
Messenger RNA from Fusarium sp. VM40, 1884 nucleotides. Lineage: Eukaryota; Fungi; Ascomycota; Sordariomycetes; Hypocreales; Nectriaceae. The record is from the annotation of a GenBank genome assembly.